AUGUCUUCGCAAAAACCAAGGCCUCCUACAGCCAAAAGAUCGCCGUCUAUCCUCGUCACAGACGCGCGAAGCCAUCCAGGACGUCCGGCGCCCUUUGCCGGCGCGUCUGGACGUAGAAUGCGAACCUCCCCCGCCGCAUCAUUACCAGCCACCAAUACCACCACCAACGCCAACACCAAUACUACAAGCCCAAGCUCAAGCCCGAUCACAGAUUCCACCUCUGCAAUUGAUGCUGAUGGCUCCAUUCUACCACCAAUAUCUGUGCGUGGCAACUCUGGCCCUCCAAAUAAUUAUGUCCAAGGCAGGUCCUCACUAGACGGAUCGCCUCUCGAAAGUUCGUCAUCGUCAUCAGCCACACCUAUGGCUCACAGUCAAACAUACCCAAUCCAACAACAGCAAUACCAACAACAACAACACCGAACACGAUCUUCUUCCUCCAAUACACGAUUUAGCGAUAUUUCAAUCUCCAAGAUUCUCUCCGACGUGAGUGACAUUCCCUCUGCACAAAGCAGAUCACCGCAUCGUGGCCAUCACCACAGCCUCAACAUGCCCAGCUCAACGUCUACAGGAUACGGCCAAUACAGCUCACAUCUCAUGCAUUACUCCAACCUUCCCACAGUCCACAAGACUAUGGGUAGUGGAACCCCCCAUUAUGGGUCUUACUCACACCUGAACCCGUCUUAUCGCAACACGUAUUCCGGAGAACAAAUGAGAACUAGUGGGGGGCAGUCCGGUGGCUAUGGUUAUCUUGGAAUGCCCCAAUCUCGAGGACUUAAAGGAGGUGUGGAAGGUGUAGGCGGAGGAAGCCGUGCCAGUGGAAGCUCAGUUGGUGGCCGAGUAGGUGGUGGAGGAGGUCCCGGUGGGGCCAGGAAAGCUCUUCCACCGCGUCUGACGCAAAACCUGCCUCCUCGGACCACCAAAGUGUCUGAAAAACUUGUACUGAUUCCAGAAAGCCCGCAGCCCGAGUUUGCAUUUGAAGAGGAAGACGAUGAAAAUAUACCCCCCACAGAUGAGGACGAGGCAGCUGCUGCAGAGGGCAUGUCUCGGUCCUCAAGCGCUCAAACGAUGAACAAGCCAAAAAAGUCUGUUGAUUCGUUGGCCAUGCCACAAACCCGUAAAACUUAUGCCGAACGGUUGCCUAAAGACCGCCGUGCUGAAAAGUUCCCACGGGUGACGGCUUAUUGCAUUUCCGAGAGCAUUCGCAUUGUGGCUGCAGUCUCGUUUUUACGGGAAAACCACCAGAUCCGCCCCCGUAUUUAUAACGAAGCGUUGUAUGCACCAUAUUACCUGCCGUUGCUACCUGGAGAUGAUGAAAAUCGGGUGAAGAGCAGUCCUGGAGGGAUCCAGAUUAUGGAACAAAUGAUGAACCGAUCAGAACAGUUGGACCAUCAUUACGAGUACUAUUCAGCAUUGGAAGGUGGAGAAAUACGUAACCCUGAAGAACAAAUGUUAGAGGAUAACGGUGAGGGUCAAAUUCGAGGGAACGGAGAAGAACCCCAUGGGAAUGAAAUGAUGUCUAACGGUAGUAACGGGUCGCGAGACGGCGAUGAGGGUAACCAUGAGUGGUCCACGUCGCCAGAUUUUGAUCCGUCGGAGCCGCAAGAUUUCUCACCGCCGAGCAAUUUCCUUUCUUUGCGCAUGAAGAAGAUGGAAGAAGAGGAAGAUAAACAAGGUUUGAUUGGUGAGGCUGGACCCACUAAUUUGAAUGAAAUUAGAGAUUCCAAGGAUAAGGAUAAGGAAGAAGAAGAAGAAAUUGGACAAAAGGAGACAGCACCAAUACCCAAUGGAGUCAAGUCUUCUCCUGUGGAAAGUAGGCCCAACUCGCGGGGGUCUGGUAAGGGGCUUGACGCUACGGACUUGACAAAACAUGCAGAAGUGUUUAUAUUUUCCUAUGGAGUGGUUGUUUUUUGGAAUUUUACAGAGCACCAGGAGAAGGAAAUUUUGGCAGACUUGACGUUUGCACGGGUACCCGAAUCGGACGGGCUGCCUGGCAAGUCGCUGAUUUUGCGGCCGGUUCCACAGCAAGACAUUGAAACAGAGGAGCUGCACUUUACAUACUCGCCCAACACUGUCAAGCCGCGGAUAUAUAACGACAUGAUCACGCUGAGAUCUGGUGACCACAUGACGAAGUUAUCCAUGUCGCACGCAAUUGCGCAAUCAACCAAGCUGAGUCGGUUCGAGGCGCGCAUGGACGGGAACAUGCACGAUGUACGGCACGUGCCCAAGAUGCUUGCGUUGACGGGGCAGCUCGGGUUGAAACGGGAAGAGGUGCUCAAGAUUUCCGGGAAGUUGUUUAAGCUGCGGGUGGAUGUGAAUCUGAGCUCCAACGUGCUGGACACGCCGGACUUUUUCUGGGAAGACGAGCCAAGUUUAAACCCGUUGUAUUCUGCGGUACGGGAGUAUUUGGAGAUUGAGCCGCGGAUUUUGGUGCUUAACGAGCGGUGCAUGGUAUUUUUGCAGUUGACUGAGAUUUUGACUGAUUCAAUUGCAGAGUAUAACAUGUCGCGGAUUACGUGGAUCAUUAUUAUUCUGAUUGCGCUGUCGCUUGCCGUCUCGACGCUAGAGAUUGCAGUGCGCUUUGUGGUUCUACGCCAAAAUGUUCAUAAGCAUGUAUAG
This is a messenger RNA of Magnusiomyces paraingens, 2616 nucleotides long. RefSeq lists its product as uncharacterized. Lineage: Eukaryota; Fungi; Ascomycota; Dipodascomycetes; Dipodascales; Dipodascaceae. Bases 1 to 2616 code for a protein of 871 amino acids. The transcript has a single exon. The record is from RefSeq and is a predicted model, not a curated record.